UAGUAUUCUCUCUCCCCUCUUUCUCUUUCUCUUUCUCGAUCUAAGAGCUGUCUCUCUUUCCUCGGCAUCUUAUUUUAGCUCUCGUACUCUCGUUUAUCUGACAGAGUUGGAGCUCAUCAGUUCUUCCUUCAUUCUCUUUCAGUGAGACAAAGAAAAGAGAGAGAGAAAGCAAAGGAUUGUGCAAAAAUGGAGAUUUCUAAUGCUAACGAGCAGCAGGUUAUGUCAAGUCAUGGCUUGGAAGAACUUUUCAUUGCUUGCCGGAAGCCACCAGCACCAGCGCUGGAGAAGAAGACCAGAACUCAACCAGAGCAAGCCCUCAGGUGCCCACGUUGUGACUCUACUAACACCAAAUUCUGCUAUUACAACAACUAUAGUCUUUCCCAGCCACGCUAUUUCUGCAAAGGCUGUAGAAGGUAUUGGACUAAAGGAGGAUCUCUCCGGAAUGUUCCGGUGGGCGGCGGCUGCCGGAAGAACAAAAGAUCAUCUUCUUCCUCAUCUCUUUCUUCGUCCUCGAGCUCCUCUUCCAACUCCAUCAUUCCUUCCUCAGAAAAACCUCAAGAUGACCAAACGAGCUUCAUUUCUUACAGCCAUGGUGAACUAACAUUAGCCUUUUCAAGGCAGGUGUGGCCUUCAUUUGCUGAUCAUGAACGUUUCUUUCUAGGAAACCCUAACCCUAAUUCUGGAAGUUCAGGAGGAUAUCUUAACUUUAUGAGAAAUGGGUUUCUUGAAACUAGUAAUAUAAAUGGAUACCAUCAAAUAAACUAUGGAAAUAAUGGCAGUGUUGUGGAGGAAGUGGAAGGAAAUAAUCCAAACACAACUGAGAGAUCUUGCAAAAUGUUGAUGGAUAUACAGAUGUCAAAUGGUGUUGAUGGAAGCUUGGGAAUGGAGUAUUCUUCUUGGCAUGGUAUUAUCAAUAGCUCUCUUAUAUAGUAUUAUGAGAGCUAGUUAGUUAACUAAUGUGUGCAUGGUUAUAUAUAGUUUAUAGGUUUAUAAGAUAUGAAUAUUUUCAUUUGGUUUUGUUUGUUUGGUUCCUUCUGGCCUAGUUUCAUGAGUUUCUCUUUCUCAUCAACAAGAGUUUUCUUUUCUGUAGCCGUAAUCCUUUUUUUAUUCUUCUACUGAGAGUUGAUUUGAUCAGGAUCA
Dendrobium catenatum is the source of this 1140-nucleotide messenger RNA. Its product is annotated as dof zinc finger protein DOF2.1-like. Bases 187 to 930 code for a protein of 247 amino acids. The record is from RefSeq and is a predicted model, not a curated record. NCBI's taxonomy places the organism in Eukaryota, Viridiplantae, Streptophyta, Magnoliopsida, Asparagales, Orchidaceae. The transcript has 2 exons. Gene Ontology annotation, biological process: regulation of DNA-templated transcription. Gene Ontology annotation, molecular function: DNA binding; DNA-binding transcription factor activity.